Fusarium redolens is the source of this 1350-nucleotide messenger RNA. Its product is annotated as kinase-like domain-containing protein. Gene Ontology annotation, biological process: spliceosomal complex assembly; protein phosphorylation; regulation of mRNA processing. NCBI's taxonomy places the organism in Eukaryota, Fungi, Ascomycota, Sordariomycetes, Hypocreales, Nectriaceae. Gene Ontology annotation, molecular function: protein kinase activity; ATP binding. Bases 1 to 1350 code for a protein of 449 amino acids. The transcript has 3 exons. The record is from RefSeq and is a predicted model, not a curated record.
AUGGCAGAUAUAAGCGACUCUCCUCCACCAACCCCGACACGUUUCUCAUACAGGUUCAAGAAUCGGAGUUCGCCUUGUGAAUUUGCUGACGCAUACUAUCCCGGGGGUCUCCAUCCAGUUCAUCUGGAUGAUUUCUUCAAUGAUGGCCAGUACAAGAUCAUUCGGAAACUUGGGGAAGGGUCAUUCUCCACUGUCUGGCUUGCUCAUGACUUGAAGAACUCUCGGUAUGUAGCCCUGAAGAUACUUGUCUCAGACAAAGAGAAACAAUCCCGAGAAUUGCAGAUUUUGCACUAUCUCGCCAAAGUCGCUCCUGUUGAAUCGGCACAUUACAUCACGCAACUUCUCGACGAGUUUGAGCACAAAGGUCCCAACGGCACACACAAAUGCCUUGUUUUUGAGGCCAUGGGCCCAUCCUUCUGUCAAAUGCUUCUGGACCCUCCGGGUAGAAGCAGGACAAGGCAUGACAAGAUGCAGUAUCCGCUUCAGACCGCAAAGCACAUCCUUAGGGACGUCUUGAAAGGUUUGAGCUUUCUUCAUAAGAACGGCAUUUCUCAUGGAGACUUCCAACCAGGAAACGCCCUUUUCCCACUAAACCAAAUUGAUUCCUACGAUGAAGCAGCCCUUCGCCAACCCCCGGAAAAAUGCAAAGGUCGUUCUAAAGUCCUAGUUGUGAGAAAAGACGGCAAGGAAGACAAAUGGGCACCUCAGUAUCUGUAUGCCGCAGAGCCGUUGUCUAACUACACAGGCCUUGAUGCGACCUUCAAGAUUCUCGAUGAGAACCUCGAAGUAAAGCUAUCAGAUAUGGGUGGCGCAUACUUCUUUAACGACCCGCCGAAGAAACCUGUCGUCCCUAUCGGUCUUCGAGCUCCUGAGCUAGUCCUGAAGGGUGAACUUCACAAGACUCAGGAUAUAUGGAGCUUCGGAUGUAUUCUUUUCGAAUUGAUCACUGGAAGACCUCUUUUCUAUAUAUUUGGUCCAUUCAAAGACGAGACCGAACCAGACGACGAACAUCUUCUUGAGGUUGUAGACAGGCUUGGCCCACUACCCGAUGAGCUUUACAGCCACUGGAAGACUUCCUCGCGCUACUACACCAAGGACAGAAAACUAUACAAUUGGGCGCUUGGUGGUGUCGAAGAAGGUGAAGAGCCGAAUAUGCCGGAACCGUCUCUACAAUCUACUAUGGAGGAAGCCUUCGACAAGGAGAGCCCAGAGAUGACCGACGAAGAGGCGGAGGAGGUCAAGAAACUCAUUCGAUGGAUUCUUCAGUAUAAUCCUGCCAAGAGACCCUCGGCUGAAGAGAUCCUAUGCCAUCCAUGGUUUGCGAAAGAUUCAAGUGAGAAGGCAGAGUAA